GCAAAGUUAUUCAUUCACCGGCUACCGAACACUUUACUGUGUGUCGAAAUGGCUGCAAAAAUGUCACAGAUCUCUGUUAUCCUCUUUCUUUUGGCUUUUACUUUACAGAGGGCUAAAAGUUCAGGAUUUCCGUGUACAUCUACCCAAUUCACCUGCAAAAAUGAGCGUUGUAUCCAGAAAGCCUGGCGUUGUGACGACCAAGACGACUGUGGAGAUCAUUCGGACGAAGAUGGAUGCCCUGCCAAGACAUGUAACCCAGUAACCGACCACACAUGUAGAAAUGGCCGGUGUGUGCUCAAAGAAUGGGUUUGUGAUGGAAUGGACGACUGUGGCGACAGCAGUGACGAAGACAACUGCCCCACUCGACCACCGUAUACCUGCCCGCCUUCGGACUUCACUUGUGCUAACAGCCAGUGUGUGCCGAACUCGUUCAGAUGCGAUGGGGAAAACGACUGCGGAGACAGAAGUGACGAGAGUGGUUGCAAGCCGACGACUACGUGUUCCGCUAAUGAGUUCCGGUGUGAUGAUGGUCGUUGUAUAACGUCGACAUUUAGGUGUGACCGAGAGUUCGACUGCACUGACAGGAGUGAUGAACGAGGGUGUGUUAACAAGACCUGCGCUCCAUACGAGUUCACUUGCGCGUUCAGUGGCCGGUGCAUCCCUGGGCGCUUCCGCUGCGACCAUCGCAGCGACUGUCUAGACGGCUCAGAUGAGCAAAAUUGUCAAAAUGUAACUCGCCCCACUCCCCCACCGGUGAAGUGCCGCAAAAACGAGCGCAUGUGUGCGGAUGGUAACGGUUGUGUUCACAGGCGGUGGAUUUGUGACGGCGAGCGUGACUGCCUGGAUGGUAGCGACGAAGCUGGAUGCGGUACAAUUGGCUGUUCCAGUGAUGAGUUUACGUGUACAAAUCAAAAGUGCAUCCCUCUUCCCCAAAAAUGUGACGGUACUGAUAACUGUGGCGACGGCAGCGACGAGAAAAUGUGUCCAACUCCAUCGGUUCCACCUCAGCCUGACAUUCCGUACCAGCCUGUUAGCGGAGACAAUACUACCCAACCGGGCCAGGUGUGCCCGCGAGACCACUUCCGUUGUGGCAGCAGUACCAUUUGCAUCGCUAACAGCAAAGUGUGUGACGCUACGCCGCACUGCCCGCAUGGCGAGGACGAGAGGAACUGCGAUAUAGAUGAAUGCAAAUCGUUCAAUGGUCAUUGCCUGCAGCUGUGUACAAACACCAAGACGAGUUUCUAUUGCUCCUGCUUUUCCGGAUAUGAGCUCAUGGAUGACAGAAAGAGCUGCAGAGAUAUCAAUGAGUGUGAAAUCCCUGGUAUGUGCAGCCAGAAAUGCUACAACACCAAGGGGAGCUUCAAGUGCUCUUGUAUGGAGGGCUACGUACUUGAACCCGAUGGCAGGAGAUGCAAGGCACUUGGUCCUCGGCCCUACGUUCUCUUCACCGACCGCAACAGCAUCCGCCUGAUCAUGACAGACGGCAAGGAGUACAAGCAGGCCGUGCAGGGUCUCAAGGAUGCGCGAACUCUAGGCUUUGACGUCAAAGAAAGCAUGCUGUACUGGACUGACAAGGCUGCCACGGCUAUCCAAAAAGCCAAGAUGGUGCCGGACACCACCAUCGAGACGGUGCAUGAGACAGGCCUCGUGGAACCUGCAGGGCUGGCUAUCGAUUGGGUGGGGCGCAAGAUGUACUGGGCUGACCCUGGCGCUAAUACUAUUGAGGUGUCCGAGCUCGAUGGAAGUAAUAAGAUGACUCUUAUCAGCAGUGGACUGGAUAAACCAAGUGCUGUGGUACUUGAUCCAACUGAAGGCUUUAUUUACUGGACCGACUGGGGAGACCCAGCCAAGAUUGAGCGUGCCAGCAUGGAUGGCACGGCCCGUAAGGUACUAAUCAGCGGAGAGCACCUGGAGCGACCUGCCGGCUUGGCCAUCGAUUACUCCACCCGCAGGCUCUACUGGAUCGACUCCAAACUGGAUGUGAUCAAACACUGCAACCUGAACGGCACAGAGGUCCGCGUGGUGAUCAACACAGGCAUCGAUAACCCCACUGCCAUUACGGUAUUCGAGGAUCACAUCUAUUGGACGGACUCUCGGAAGAUCUACAAGGCAAAUAAGUUUACAGGAAAGAAUAUGACGGUACUGGUGAACAACGCCGCGUCGCCUGAAGACGCCCAUAUCUAUCAUCCACAGAGACAGCCCACAGCAUCAAGUCCUUGUGCUAUCAGAAAUGGUGGAUGCUCUCAUCUAUGUCUGAUCUCCUCCAACAAGAAUAAGUACAGCUGCAACUGCCCAAAGGACCUUUUCCUCCAGUUGGAUGGGAAAAUGUGUUCCAAAAUUAAACCACCAACGACUCUCCCUACUGCUCUGGCUUCUUCAACGGUUGCCACUGACACUAUUGUACAAGCUAAAGUCGGCGAGCGAGUCCCAGAAAAGGUCAACCUAGGCCUGAUCCUUGGCGUGGUCUUCGGGCUAUGCUUCCUCAUCCUCCUCACCAUAAUAGCUAUACUAUUUAUCAAGAAAAAGAAACAGCCACAAAGGCUAGAAAUUUUGUAUAACGCUGAAAGCCAAACUGAGGUCGAUAAGAUGCCCAAUGGAGCUGUUGUGUCCAAGAAGCCGGACAUCAAGAAUAGAGAACAAUACAGGCAGUUUGACAACGUGAACUAUAAUCCUGCCGAUCUUACGGAGGACCAAGAGAAUAGCUCGAAUCCAGAUGAUGAAUUCGACGAGCUAAACAUAGACGAAACAGUACCUGUUAUAUCCAAUAGUGAUGUAGUGUGAGAAAUAAGUAGGUAAAGAAUAAGUAUUAUAAUAAUGUCCCACUAAAUUGAGGAGGUAUAAAAAUUAUCGUGAGGCAUCUAGAUAGGUUCUAAACGACUGUGAAACAAACACUGCUUUUCGGUCAGGACGCCCGCCGUCAGUAGCCGCCACGCCGUUGUUUUCCAAUCGUUCUGUCAGAUCCUACCUUAGAUACUAUGUAGAUAACGUCUUCCCCUUAUACAUUUUCUUUUGAGGAAAUUCCAAUAUCUUCUCAUUUUCCAAAAGAGUAGAUCAUUUCAAAAGAUUAUCUUAAUGCAUAGAUCUAUUAUUAAAAUUAAAUCUAAAAAUUAUGCUAAAUGCUACCGCUGCUUGUGUAUAUAUUUCUUAGGGCGUAUUAUUGCAAUCAGUGUCAUAUCAAGUUUGCGCCUUUCUUUUUCUGCUUAUUGGUACAAAAUCCAUGUAUCGUCUGAUGUUAACUUUUAAGCAUUUCUUUUUUUUUGCAAAUGUAAGUGUAAGUGAUGGGCACAGUAUUACACUAUUAUAAAAGAUUAUAUUAUAUGAAUAAGUUGUAAAUAUGUAAGAUCCGGAAAUAAGUAGUUAAAUUCAGCUGGCUGAAAUAGUAGCUUUAAUUUGCGGCAUAUUUAUUGAUAAUUGAAGCAUUUUCGUUGCGGAUUUGCCAUUUUUGGCAUUUAUAGUUGAGCGACUAUUUGUUGACGGACAAAAAUUUUGGGGUCUUUAGAGCAAGUCGUUCUUUUUGAUUAUAUAAUAUACUUUACUGCUUUACACCAUGUGUAGUUUGUAAGGCUAGAAUGCCCGCAUUAUUUUUUGUAUAUACAUAAAUGAAAUUAUAUUCUAAUUCAUGUGCUUAAGUAUGAUUAAGAAUUUGUGUUAUUUAUUCACCAGUUGUGUCAAUGAGGUUGUUGACUGGAUAAUUACACAUCGGUCCUGUCUUAAAACAACGCGAAGUGUUCUCGAAGUAUUGCAUGCACUUUAAACACCAUUCCCAUUGGUGCAACCUGGUGCUCUAGCUAUCACGCCCUUAUGGCGAUUUAGCGCAUUGUUGAGUAUUAUUUAAAGUAGAGAUAAUUAAGUAAAUAUUCUUUUUAUGUGGCGCUCUAGUGGUAAUCAUAGCUUUGAAGUGUGAUUUUAUUAGUAUUCUAGUUUUGUAUGGGUGGUGGUGGUGGUUGUGGGGGGUGGGGGAAUACAAAACUGCCUAUUGCUGUAUUAUUAUUUUUUUCUUUUGGUAUGCCUGAUCUCAUUAAGAAGCUAUCUUUACCACAAGCCAUGGGUAAAUGUAAGAAUAGAGAAGACCAAGUUGUAAAUAAUCAGAUUAUAUCAAAUACGCUAAGUGUUAAAAAUAGGAAGUUUUCUACGUGAGGCCUGUUUCUUUUUCGACAAUAAAAUCAAUAAAAAUCCAUGAAUGAAAA
This is a messenger RNA of Nematostella vectensis (starlet sea anemone), 4187 nucleotides long. Its product is annotated as low-density lipoprotein receptor-related protein 4. Lineage: Eukaryota; Metazoa; Cnidaria; Anthozoa; Actiniaria; Edwardsiidae. The coding region runs from base 49 to 2781 and encodes 910 amino acids. The record is from RefSeq and is a predicted model, not a curated record. The transcript is spliced from 17 exons. Gene Ontology annotation, molecular function: calcium ion binding; protein binding.